GAGCCUUAAAUAGGAGGCCUUGGUGCCCACAACCCAACUUAAGACGCCCCGGGAUCUGGAGUCGCCGCCUGCACCUCUGCGGCAGGCCUCGCCACAGGUUUUUGAACAUGAAUCCUUCACUCCUCCUGACAGCCCUUUGCUUGGGAAUAGCUUCAGCUGCUCCAGAAUUUGACUACAGUUUAAAUACACAAUGGAAAUUGUGGAAGGCAGUACACAGGAGACUGUAUGACUUGAAUGAAGAAGGAUGGAGAAAAGAGGUGUGGAAGAAGAAUAUGAAAAUGAUUGAGCUGCAUAAUCAGGAAUACAGCCAAGGGAAAUAUAGCUUCAGCAUGGCAAUGAAUGCCUUUGGUGACAUGACCAAUGAAGAAUUCAGGCAGGUGAUGAAUGGCUUUCAAAGGCAGAAGAACAAGAAGAGGAAAGUGUCCCAAGAAACUAUCUUUGCUUCGAUUCCCCCGUCCAUGGACUGGAGAGAGAAAGGCUAUGUAACUCCUGUGAAGGAUCAGGGUAAGUGUGGUUCUUGUUGGGCUUUUAGUACCACGGGUGCCCUUGAAGGACAGAUGUUCCGAAAAACUGGCAAACUUGUUUCACUGAGUGAGCAGAACCUGGUGGACUGCUCUCAACCUGAAGGCAAUCAUGGUUGUCAAGGUGGCCUCACAGAUAAUGCCUUCCAGUAUGUUUUGGAUGUUGGAGGCCUGGACUCAGAGGAAUCCUACCCAUACACUGGAUUGGCUGGCACCUGCCAUUACAAUCCCAACAGUUCUGCUGCUAAUGUAACUGGUUUCGUGGACCUCCCUAAGCAGGAGAAGGCUCUUAUGAAGGCAGUGGCAACUUUGGGCCCCAUCUCUGCUGCUAUAGAUGCAGGCAAUCCAUCUUUCCAGUUCUAUAAGUCAGGCAUUUAUUAUGAGCCAAAAUGCAGCAGUGAAUCCGUGGAUCAUGCUGUUCUGGUAGUUGGCUAUGGCUUUGAAGGAGCACACUCAGAUGACAAUAAAUAUUGGCUUGUCAAAAACAGCUGGGGUGAACAUUGGGGCAUGAAUGGCUACAUAAAGAUGGCCAAAGACCGGAACAACCACUGUGGAAUCGCCACCAUGAUCAGUUAUCCUACUGUCUAAAUCUCAAAGGCUGGAUUAAGAACAAUAUCCAGAGGAAGGAUAUUCUCUUAAAACUGACCAGACUUUAUUGUGUGGGAAUGAAAGACUUGAAUCAUUGAAAAUCCAAGUUGUGAUCUGAAUUUUAUCACCUCUUUACUCUGGUG
Messenger RNA from Dama dama (fallow deer), 1252 nucleotides. It is a transcript of the gene CTSL, whose product is annotated as cathepsin L. The record is from RefSeq and is a predicted model, not a curated record. NCBI's taxonomy places the organism in Eukaryota, Metazoa, Chordata, Mammalia, Artiodactyla, Cervidae. Gene Ontology annotation, cellular component: lysosome. The coding region runs from base 108 to 1109 and encodes 333 amino acids. Gene Ontology annotation, biological process: immune response. The transcript has 8 exons. Gene Ontology annotation, molecular function: cysteine-type endopeptidase activity.